UAUUUUUUUCGGUUUCUCAGUGGCAAGCUCUGGUUCUCUUUUAAUAUACUCCUCUAAAACUUCUAAUCCAUUUUAGAUAGACUGAAAAACCAAAUUCAAUGGAGGUUGGAAAUUCAGAGGAGGGAAACCUGAGCAGCCAUAACCAUGAUGAGGACUCAGUCACCAUUCCUCUGCUCUCUUCGCUGCGCUCCACCCCAAAUUCCACCUCUCAGGUCGCCAUCGUCGGAGCCAACGUCUGUCCCAUCGAGAGCCUUGAUUACGAGAUUGCUGAGAACGAUUUCUUCAAGCAGGAUUGGAGGACUCGGGGAAAGUGCCAGAUAUUCCAGUACAUCUUCAUGAAGUGGUUGCUUUGUUUUUUGAUUGGCUCGGUGAUGGGUCUCAUCGGGUUCACCAUCAAUCUCGCCGUCGAGAAUCUCGCUGGUGUUAAGUUCGUCUUCACCUCUAACAUGAUGUUGGCCGGAAGGUAUCGGAUUGCUUUCCUAUUCUUUUCUGUUUCCAAUUUGGUUCUGACUUUGUUCGCGUCCACAAUUACGGCGUUCAUUUCACCGGCGGCUACUGGUUCUGGUAUCCCGGAAGUGAAGGCUUACUUGAAUGGUGUUGAUGCACCCGGAGUAUUUUCAUUCCGAACUCUGGUCGUCAAGAUAAUAGGAAGCAUUACUGCAGUAUCGUCCUCUCUUUUUGUGGGUAAGGCCGGCCCUAUGGUCCAUAUGGGUGCCUGUGUUGCAUCUUUGCUGGGUCAAGGUGGCUCCAAGAAAUAUGGCUUAACAUGGAAAUGGCUUCGCUUCUUUAAAAAUGACCGAGAUCGACGAGAUCUUGCAACAUGUGGAUCAGCUGCUGGGAUUGCUGCCUCAUUUCGUGCUCCAUUAGGUGGUGUGCUGUUUGCUUUGGAGGAAAUGUCAUCCUGGUGGAGAAGUGCACUUCUAUGGAGAGCGUUCUUCACAGCAGCUACUGUUGCAAUUCUUCUCCGUGCUUUGAUUGAUGUUUGUUUAAGUGGCAAGUGUGGGUUAUUUGGCAAAGGUGGCCUGAUAAUGUUUGAUGCCUAUUCAGAAAAUGUUUCAUAUCAUCUGCAAGAUUUGCCUCCUGUGCUUCUCCUUGGAGUUGUGGGUGGCAUUUUGGGAAGUUUGUACAAUUUUCUUUUAGAUAAGGUUCUACGAGUUUACAAUCUUAUUCAUGAGAAAGGUGUCUCAUGCAAAAUUUUUGUUGCCUGCUCCAUCUCCAUUUUCACAUCCUGUCUUCUAUUUGGAUUGCCCUUUCUCGCCUCAUGCCAACCAUGCCCUUCAGAUGCUUCAGAAGCCUGUCCUACAAUUGGCCGGUCAGGGAACUACAAGAAGUACCAAUGUCCUCCUGGUCACUAUAAUGAUCUUGCUAGCCUCUUUUUCAACACAAAUGAUGAUGCUAUCAGGAACCUUUUCAGCAAAAAUACUGAUGAAGAGUUCCAGUUUGUCUCAAUUCUCAUAUUUUUUGUCACCUGUUUCUUUCUUAGUAUCAUAAGCUAUGGGAUUGUUGCUCCUGCGGGUCUCUUCGUCCCUGUUAUUGUGACUGGAGCAUCAUAUGGUCGUUUUGUUGGUAUGCUACUUGGUUCGGACUCAACUCUUAAUCAUGGUCUCUUUGCUGUACUGGGUGCUGCUUCAUUUCUUGGUGGAUCUAUGAGGAUGACGGUUUCUUUGUGUGUCAUUAUCCUAGAAUUGACCAAUAAUCUACUAUUGUUGCCACUAAUAAUGUUGGUUCUUCUUGUUUCCAAGACUGUUGCUGAUGCUUUUAAUGCCAAUAUAUAUGACCUCAUAAUGAAAGCAAAGGGUUUUCCAUACCUAGAAGCUCAUGCUGAGCCUUACAUGAGACAGUUGACAGUUGCUGAUGUAGUCACAGGCCCACUAAAUCUCUUUAAUGGAAUCGAGAAGGUCAGUAACAUAGUCCACAUUCUGAGAACAACAAGUCAUAAUGGCUUUCCAGUAAUUGAUCAGUCUCCACUCUCUAAAACCCCCAUUCUCUAUGGUUUAAUCCUCCGUGCUCAUCUUAUCACAUUGCUAAAGAAGAAGAACUUCUUGUCCAGUCCAGUGCCAGCAGGAACUGAUGCCCUCGAGCAGUUCUCAUCAGAUGAUUUUGCAAAGAGGGGUUCAGGCAACGGUGACAAGAUAGAGGAUAUAGAAUUAACUGAGGAAGAAAUGGAGAUGUUCUUAGACUUACAUCCUUUUACUAAUGCUUCGCCAUAUACUGUUGUGGAGACUAUGUCACUAGCUAAGGCGCUCAUUCUUUUUCGUGAAGUUGGUUUAAGGCACUUAUUGGUGAUACCCAAGAUCUCUAGUAUGUCACCUGUGGUGGGCAUAUUGACAAGGCAUGAUUUCAUGCCCGAGCAUCUAUUGGGUUUGCAGCCUUCUCUGAUAAGAAGCAGGUGGAAGAGAUUGAGAAUCAGGUUCCCGGCCUUAUUUAAUUGGUUAUAGGGUAAUUUCAGUGAACUAUGCAGGUCAGACCAAGGAACAUAUUUGUAAGUAAUCCUAUUUGAGCAGCAGAAAGUGGCUGAAUCAUACAAUUAAAUUCCUCAUCGAUUCUGGAUUGAAGACAUGGUAAGAGAGAAUGGAAUAAUUUUUUUUUUUCUGCUUUCUCUAUGUACUAAAACUGCGCUAACUCAAUCGAGUUUUGAUUUGGAGAAUGGAGAAAGCUUUAAUAAAUUAUCAUUCUCGCUCUUCUAUUUGAGCUUUUAUUUUGGCA
Molecule: messenger RNA, 2706 nt
Organism: Carica papaya (papaya)
Lineage: Eukaryota; Viridiplantae; Streptophyta; Magnoliopsida; Brassicales; Caricaceae
Source: RefSeq, a predicted model, not a curated record